This is a messenger RNA of Pyricularia pennisetigena, 1206 nucleotides long. RefSeq lists its product as uncharacterized. The coding region runs from base 1 to 1206 and encodes 401 amino acids. The record is from RefSeq and is a predicted model, not a curated record. Lineage: Eukaryota; Fungi; Ascomycota; Sordariomycetes; Magnaporthales; Pyriculariaceae. The transcript has 3 exons.
AUGUCCACCCUCAAUCAACAGACCUCUGAAAGCUGGCGCCCUUACCGUCCCAACUACGGCCACCCAACCACCGGGCAUGUCCACGAAAUGCAUCCAUAUCCUUACCGUCGCUACUCACAGCAUGAGGAAGCCGGCCUAGUGCCGCAGCUAGGACUGAGGACAGGCAGCAUAGCAAGCAUGAAAAGCAACAACGAUGGCUACAACUCCGCAUCACCACCACCUCCUGCCAUGAACAGCAACAUCAAGAACCCAUCACCACCGCCUUCCGUGGCACCAAACCCCAUGUCGAUCGCUUCGCCGCCGCUACUACCAUCUACACCAGCUCUCUAUCGCCACAGCACCGACAUCACCUCAUCGACAUCGACGCAGAUGCAGCAGCACCAUCGCGGCCCCAGCAACGCCGCGACGCUGGCCUCGUCGGCGCCCACGAUGGUAUACCCAGAUAUGGCGGCCCUGCGCACAAUCCCGGAGCACGAUGUCGACUCGGACUCGGACGCCGCGUCCCGCAGCAGCUCUCGUCGUCGUUGCUGCUGCUGCUGCUGCUGCUACUAUCCUUGCGCGUGCCUCAGCGACCCGCCCAUGUGGCUCAGGCGGCUUUGGGAGUACGUCGUCAUGAACCGCUGUCUGGUGUACGGACUCAUUGCUUUUGUGGUAUGCAGUAUCGUGUUUGGCAUCGUGUUUGGCGUCGUCAUCCCCAAUGUCGCCGCGGCUGGUAGUGGUGGGGAGCUGAGUCUCCUACCAAGUAGUACCGGGACGCUGCCCACGGCGACUGUGACGCCGACAAGCACGACAGAAUCGAGCACGAGCAGUUCUACUUCUGCAACUACUAGCACUGCGACACCAUUGCCUACAAACCUCCCGCAACAAUGCCAGCCCUCCCGCCACACAACCCCGGUGUCGUGGAUGGGCAUCGCCGGCGCAACCGGCGGCUGGUCCUUCUCCUUCUCCUCGGCCGAGACCCCAGCCGAGUGUUGCCUGCACUGCUUCACCCAGGUCGACGGCUGCAACGGCUGGCAGUUCACGCCCGGCUCCGCCACCUCGUGCACCGUCAUCGAGGGCUGGGAGGGCCAGAAGAACGGCGAUUGGGACAAGGAGACGUGCCCGGACGGCAUCGCCGGCGUCCAGUUCAGGAAGCAGGGCCAGGGCGUCAGGGAGGGGAGCGCGGGCGGCGCGGGGCCCUGCGGCAAGGUCGCGGGUUCGUUGUGA